AUGAAGUACUCUGCUGCCACCCUCGCCCUUCUCGCCGGCCUUGUCGCCGCCCAGAACCCCUUCGGCGAUGCCGUCCCCGACUGCGCUGCUAAGUGCGUCGUCGACGGAAUCACCGCCAUCGGCUGCACGGUCGAAGACACCGCCUGCGCCUGCACCACCGAGAACCUCGCCAAGCUCGCCUCCAACCCCACCCUCGUCACCUGCCUCACCACCUCCUGCACCGACCCCGCCGACCUCGCCAAGGCCGCCCAGGCCGCCAACGUCCUCUGCGCCGGUGCCGGCGGUGCCUCCUCCGAGGCUCCCCCCGCUUCUUCCUCCGAGGCCGCCUCCGCCACCGAUGAUGCUACCGCCUCUGCCACCGAGAGCGGCGAGGCUUCUGCCACUGCUAGCGAUUCCGCUGCGCCUACUGGUGGUGCUAGCAACUCUACUGCUACUGGUACCGGUGGCUCUGGAAGGCCCACUCCUUCCAAGUCCUCGGGUGGCUCUGAGGAGACUGGUUCGGGUUCGGGCGACGACAACGGCAAUGGCUCUGGAACCAGCGGAGCUGUUGUCAACGCUGCGUUCGGCGGUGUUGCUUUCCUUGCUGCCCUUCUCGCCCUCUAA
This is a messenger RNA of Scedosporium apiospermum, 603 nucleotides long. RefSeq lists its product as uncharacterized. The record is from RefSeq and is a predicted model, not a curated record. Lineage: Eukaryota; Fungi; Ascomycota; Sordariomycetes; Microascales; Microascaceae. The coding region runs from base 1 to 603 and encodes 200 amino acids. The transcript has 2 exons.